CCUUUGAGAUGUAACUCUGACUUGUGUUCUAACGUGGUUUACUUAUUUACCUGUCCUUGCUGCCAAGCUCGGUACGUGGGAUCUACCUCACGAUGGUUACGACACCGCAUCCUUGAACACAAAGGCAAAUCCUUCAGGACUGGCCUUCCGCUGAGCAAACCAUCUUUCUCGGCAAUAAGAGAACACUCUCAUCUCCACUCACACCCUUUCUCCAACACAGAUUUCACUAUUUUAUCUAGCCAUUCCUCCCGCCCAGACCUUAUCAUCUCGGAAUCUUUACUCAUACAGAAGAUGAAACCCGAGCUAAACAAUACAACUACCGCAACAACCUUGUUUACCCAAUAGCCCUUCCCCCCCUCACCAACACACACUCUGUUUACUGAUGAUGGAGGUCUAGUUAUACCUUUGAAACGUCUAAAUAAAGAUGAAAUUCUUCACGAGUGUGUUAGUAUACCUCUUCAUACUAACUAUACGACACCUGAGCGGCAAACCUAUCACAGAAUAUAUCAGAAACAAAUAUGGCAGGACGACACUCAACACCUUCAGAAGAACCGAGAAGCUUUCCUACCGCUUGAAAAAGCUACAGAAAGAUAUCCGCUUCCUCAACCUUUGUAAAAAUUAUGAUGUAAUUCCUAAAUUCGUCAAUUUCCGUGUUCAUAACCCCUUGUUUACACAGACCCAGACUUAUCGUUCUUGGUGUCGUGUACUUCUGAACCGGGAAAUAUCCUUGCAAACAAAAAAAGAAACUGUAACAACUAAAAAACUUAAUACCCAUGUAUCUCUGUUGAAAACUGCACUAUCACCUCUGGACUUCAUUUGUAUUUCAAGAUUAAUCAAAAGUAAUGUAGACAAUAAACUACAAAAAGUUGAUACCAUCCAUAAUAAAAAACUUUUGAAUCUAGGUAUUGAUGUUAAAAAGAAAGUGAAUAAGGAUAAAGUUAUUUUCAAUUUCUCCGACAAAAUUCUCACUGAGGAACAGAAAAAUGUACUAUCUCUGGGCCUAGAUUACUGUUUGCCCCCUACCAAAAUAACCUUUCACAAAUUUUAUAUGUACUUUGAAAAAUUGUGUUAUAAUCUCAAAACCUGUAAUAUCUAUAAAAACAAGUUUAGCAAUGUUACCAACAAUAUUACCACGAUAGCCAACACCACUUUCACUAAAUUCACACGUCAGAUUAAACAGGCACGUGAUUCAGAAACACUCAUGUCCCCUCUACAGUCACUUAAGAAUGACAAGACAAUACUAAUUACCAAACCAGACAAAGGACGGGGCAUUGUCAUUUUAAACAAGUGUGACUACAAACAAAAGAUCUUAAACAUUCUUAGUGACCAAUCAAAAUUUAAACGAAUCACUACUGAGGUAUCAAUUCACCUAUUAUACCUAGAAGAUAAGUUAAAAAGACUUCUGCGCACCAUCAAAACAUCCAUUAACGAAAAUACUUACAAUUUUCUUAUGACUUCUGGCUCCAGACCUGGCCUACUCUAUGGACUUCCCAAAGUCCAUAAACCUAACAUUCCCCUAAGACCCAUUAUUUCUUCAAUUGGUACUUUCAACUAUAAUACAGCAAAAUUUCUGGUUCCUAUCAUAUCCCCGCUCACCACCAAUCAGUACACGAUCGAAAAUUCUACCACCUUUGUAAACGAAAUCACAUCCCUUAAACUUCAACAACCCAUUACCAUGGCAAGUUUUGAUGUUGAGUCAUUGUUUACUAAUGUUCCUCUUCAUGAAACCACAGACUUAAUAGUUAAUAAUCUAAACAGUACACAUCUCAAUGAAUUUGGUCUAUCAAAAGCUAACUUUAAAAAAUUACUAGAGAUUGCAGCCCAUUACUCGGUCUUUACAUUCGACGAUUGUUUAUUCAGUCAAACAGACGGUGUAGCGAUGGGUUCCCCAUUAGGCCCUUCCUAUGCAAAUUCAUUUCUUUGCUAUCACGAACAGAACUGGCUUGAACAAUGCCCGCCUGAAUUCAAACCCAUUCAUUAUCGUCGAUACAUCGAUGAUACCUUUCUUCUUUUUAAACACCCCUCACACGUAAACCUUUUUCUAAACUAUCUAAACUCGAAACACCCGAGCAUCAUGUUUACCUGUGAGAUGCAGAAAAACAACCAAUUACCAUUUUUGGACACGCUAAUUACCCACAACAAUGGCACCUUCCAUACAAGUAUUUACCGAAAGCCAACCUUCACUGGCCUCGGACUUCACUUUCUUAGCUACAUCCCAUACGUGUACAAAAUUAACAGCAUUAAAACUCUAAUGACUCGAGCAUAUAACCUGUGUAGCAACUGGUCAACCUUUCAUGACGAAAUGAACUUUCUGAAAGAAUUCUUUGCAAAUAAUGGGUACCCAUUGUUUUUAUUUGAUAAAAUUUCCAAAACCUUUCUUUGUAGAAGAUUCUCAAACCGACCCAUGGCCCCUACUGUUAAAAAAGAUCAUAAAUACGUUAAACUACCAUACAUGGGUAGUUUAAGUUUUGAAAUCAGGAAGCAACUAAAAUUACUGUUACUAAACAAUUACCCCCAAAUUAAAUUCACUUUUGUCUUCACUAACACUAACAAUAUAGCCAAUUUUUUAAAACAACCUUUGAGAUGUAACUCUGACUUGUGUUCUAACGUGGUUUACUUAUUUACCUGUCCUUGCUGCCAAGCUCGGUACGUGGGAUCUACCUCACGAUGGUUACGACACCGCAUCCUUGAACACAAAGGCAAAUCCUUCAGGACUGGCCUUCCGCUGAGCAAACCAUCUUUCUCGGCAAUAAGAGAACACUCUCAACUCCACUCACACCCUUUCUCCAACACAGAUUUCACUAUUUUAUCUAGCCAUUCCUCCCGCCCAGACCUUAUCAUCUCGGAAUCUUUACUCAUACAGAAGAUGAAACCCGAGCUAAACAAUACAACUACCGCAACAACCUUGUUUACCCAAUAGCCCUUCCCCCCCUCACCAACACACACUCUGGUUAGUUCUUUACUUUUCUGGUUAUUAUAGUUUCUUUCAUUUGUAUAUAUGAUAUCAUUCUAUUUAUAUAUUGUUUACAUUUUUGUGUGUCAUUAUUUCUAUGUAUAUUUUGUACUUAUUCUUUCCCACUUACGUAUUUAUAAUGUGUUUUUUGAACCCAAUUUUGUAUCAAUUAUUGUCUAACUGACUUUUUUAUUUGGU
Penaeus indicus is the source of this 3151-nucleotide messenger RNA. RefSeq lists its product as uncharacterized. The coding region runs from base 425 to 2920 and encodes 831 amino acids. The transcript is spliced from 2 exons. Lineage: Eukaryota; Metazoa; Arthropoda; Malacostraca; Decapoda; Penaeidae. The record is from RefSeq and is a predicted model, not a curated record.